UAGGAUGGAUUGAGGGUGAGUAAAUUAUGGGGUAAUUUUAAGCAAAAUCUUUUGUUUGUCAGUCUUGAUAACUGGAGAAGAGGAGUUUCUUAAGUAACUGCAACUUUUGCUCAUAACUCCUUUCCAUUCAUUACAUUUCUGCUGAAAAUAAAAUAAAAUUGGGUUUUGUGCAUGUUGACAAGCUGAACUAUCUGAACAACAACUCUGUAUGGGAGACAAGUUUAAACCAUCAAAGACCAGUUUAAACUGGCUAAUAAUGUGUGUGUUUUUUCAGCAUUUUAAAAAAACUUUUCUCACUUAACCACACUUGGCCACAGUCAAUAUGAUGGAAGAGUAAAAUGAUUAUCAUGAUUCUUUUGUCAACUAGUUUAUUUUUCCUCCAUAGCCAGAGAAGUGCAGAUUUAGAGCAUUUGUCUGCAAUACUCAAAUUCGCUAGUUAUGUAACCUUGGGUUAAGGAGUGUUUUAGGUCCUUAUAGCAACAGUAUAAAGUUAUCUGGGGCUUGAUUAAGGUCCUCUAAAAUAUUGUGUAACCCUGGGAAGGUGGGCCAUCCAUAAAAAACAACAACAUAAAGAAACAUUUCUGGAGAAAGAAAAAAAAAAUUAAAGAGUACUGUGAGGUUGGCAAUGUCUUUCAGAUUCUGAUUUGCAUAACUGAUUAAGUAAGCGUUUAAUCAAAAUAACAGGUAAUGUGUACAGGUAAAGAGUGUACAGCUAUUGAAUAUUGAUGCUUAGCUUACAUUAUAAUUAGGAUCUUCCAAAUUAGCUAAGACAUGCAUGUCUUUUUUUUUCCUGCUGUUUUUUGCAUUUUAUUUGUUUCUCACAUUUAACAUAGGAUCUAUAGUAUAUUCAGGUCACAAUUCUCACACAUUAUUUUUGUCUGCUGUUUCUCCAGUGUGAAAUUGCCUUUUUUAUUUAUUUAUUUAAAUAAAUUUACCCCAUUUUAUGCAGUCUGCUUUGUUAGGUUUUACCCCAGUGAUUGUGUAAGAUGCUCCACACUUAGUCAUCAAGAAUGAUCUCAUAUCUGGAACCAUAAAAAAAUGGUUACUCCUUUUUUGCCUUAUUUUAAUGUCCCAAAGGUCAACAGAGUUUGUACUUAGAGUGCAACAUCUAUUUGUCCCUUCAGUGACUGAUAUUCCCAGGUAGGACAUAUUUCUGGUUCAGUAUCUGUUGUGUUUCCUAGAACAACACUGUUGUCCAACAAAUAAUUAUAAUGAUCCACUAUUGCUAAAUGUUCAUUGCUAACAUCUGAUCGACACUUUUGUUUCAGGACCAAUGAGGAUGCUGGAAUAUGUCAAAAUUUAUGGUAAAAUCACAAUCCUGUCCCUUAACAGGAGAGCUCUUGCAAAAGGGACUUCCUGUUCUUAAAUGUUUAUGUGGCUCUGAAUCUGAAAAUGUGGACAGGAAUCGUGGGCAGACCUGUAAUUAGCACAAGCAUGGAGACAAAAGAGAUCAGGUGGCUGAGGGCAGAACAGGUGUUUCUGUGAGGGGCCCAUCAGAGUGAGAGCCUUCGGAAAGGACAACUAGGAACAUUGUCCUGCAUAGGCCCUGUGACAAGGAACUAAAUAUUCAAGUAUUCAUGAGACCAAAGUGGGGUUGUUGUGCGCUCUUGCGCAUUUAACGCGCUUGGUAUCGGAGAUCCCCAGCGCCUGCCUGUGCGCCUCGGCGCAGUUGCGCGUGCGCGAGGAGCUCCCCGUGCCCACUGACUUGUAGCUUUGAGACCAGAGUGCGCGCGGGUGGCACACAGUAGCUCCAGGGCAGCCAGCGCGCAACGUUACCAUGAGCCUCCCCGCUCCGCCGGCAGAGACUCCACGCGCAGAGAGUGCCCACCUGAAGAGAGCAGCGCGACACCCACAGCCACACGAUGCACGGGGGAAAGAGAGGGCUGGUGGCACCGCAAAACACUUUCCUGGAGAAUAUCGUUAGACGCUCGAGUGAGACGAGUUUCUUGCUGGGGAACGCUCAGAUUGUGGACUGGCCUGUAGUUUAUAGUAAUGACGGCUUCUGCAAGCUGUCUGGAUACCACAGAGCAGAGGUCAUGCAGAAAAGCAGCACAUGCAGUUUUAUGUAUGGGGAGCUGACAGACAAGAAGACCAUAGAAAAAGUGAGACAGGCCUUUGACAACUACGAGUCCAACUGCUUUGAAGUGCUGCUGUACAGAAAGAACAGAACUCCGGUGUGGUUCUACAUGCAGAUUGCGCCAAUCCGAAAUGAAAAUGACAAAGUGGUUUUGUUCUUGUGUACAUUUAAGGACAUCACUGUCUUUAAACAGCCUAUUGAAGAUGAAAGCACCAGGGGUUGGACCAAGUUUGCACGUUUGACUCGAGCGUUGACGAACAGCAAAAGCACCGUUCAGCAGCUCACGCCCAUGAGCAGAACUGACAUCACUUCACAUAAACAAUCCAGACUUGCAGAGGUGCUUCAACUCGGCUCUGACAUUCUUCCGCAGUAUAAGCAGGAAGCCCCUAAGACCCCGCCUCACAUCAUCUUACACUACUGCACCUUUAAGACCACCUGGGACUGGGUCAUCCUCAUUCUGACCUUCUACACUGCCAUCAUGGUUCCUUACAAUGUCUCCUUCAAGACCAAACAGAAUAACGUCACGUGGCUGGUUCUGGACAGUAUUGUGGACGUCAUAUUCCUUGUGGACAUCGUGCUUAACUUCCACAACACGUUUGUCGGGCCUGGAGGGGAGGUGAUCUCGGAUCCGAAGCUGAUCAGGAUGAACUACCUGAAGACCUGGUUCGUAAUAGACCUGCUGUCCUGUCUGCCCUAUGACAUCAUCAAUGCUUUCGAAAACGUGGAUGAGGGCAUCAGCAGCUUGUUCAGUUCUCUGAAGGUAGUUCGACUGCUUCGAUUGGGUCGUGUUGCACGUAAACUGGACCACUAUUUGGAGUACGGUGCAGCUGUGCUCGUGUUACUGGUCUGUGUGUUUGGAUUGGUGGCCCACUGGCUUGCUUGCAUAUGGUACAGCAUUGGAGAUUACGAGGUCAUUGAUGAACAAACCAACACCGUCAAGACUGACAGCUGGCUCUACCAGUUAGCCACGAGCACUGGAUCCCCGUACCGGUACAAUGCCAGUGGGACUGGCCAAUGGGAGGGCGGCCCUGGGAAAGACUCUCUGUAUAUAACGUCACUAUAUUUCACCAUGACCAGCCUGACCACCAUUGGCUUUGGAAACAUCGCACCAACUACAGACGGAGAGAAGAUCUUUUCUGUGGCCAUGAUGAUGGUCGGAUCUCUCCUUUACGCCACUAUCUUCGGUAAUGUGACAACCAUUUUCCAGCAGAUGUAUGCAAACACCAACCGUUACCACGAAAUGCUGAAUAACGUGCGGGAUUUCCUUAAGCUCUACCAGGUGCCCAAAGGCCUCAGUGAAAGAGUGAUGGACUACAUCGUCUCCAUGUGGUCCAUGUCCAAAGGCAUCGACACAGAGAAGGUGCUCUCCAUCUGCCCCAAGGACAUGCGGGCAGACAUCUGCGUGCACCUGAACAGGAAGGUGUUCAACGAACACCCAGCAUUCCGAUUGGCCAGUGACGGAUGCUUGCGCUCAUUGGCCGUGGAGUUCCAGAUGAUACACUCCGCCCCCGGUGACCUCAUCUUCCAUGCGGGUGAAAGCGUGGACCUGCUCUGCUUCAUGGUGUCAGGGUCACUGGAGGUCAUCCAGGAUGACGAGGUCAUCGCUAUACUGGGUAAAGGUGAUGUGUUUGGUGAUGUGUUUUGGAAGGAGACAACUUUGGCCCAUUCAUGCGCUAACGUUCGGGCGUUAACGUACUGUGAUCUUCACAUCAUAAAGAGAGAAGCCUUGCUGAAAGUGUUGGACUUCUACACAGCGUUUGCCAACUCUUUCUCCCGAAAUCUCACUCUCACCUGCAACCUACGCAAAAGGUUUAUAUUCCGUAAAAUCAGCGACAUGAAGAAGGAGGAAGAAGAGAGGCAGCGCUCAAAGAACGAGGUUCCACUCACUAUUCCUGUGGACCACCCGGUCCGAAAACUUUUCCAGAAGUUUAAACAGCAGAAAGAGCUCCGUAACCAGGGUGCUUCGGCCCAGAUAGACUUAGAGAAAAAUCAGCAGCAUCUACAGCAGCCCACACGCAUGCCGAAACCUCACACCUCCCUCAUGCAGAACUCGCUGCAUGCGGUUCAGAACGGGUCCACCAGCAGCGUGGUCACCAUCUCCCAGAUCACACCCAUCCAGAACUGCCUGGCCUACUCUAAAGCGGCCGACUCCAUUAAGCAGAACAAUCGCGACAUCAUGGAACUCAAACCUGCUGUGGCCAGCAGUGACCAAGUCGCAAACCACCUCAAAGUGAAUAACGCAGCACGGACCAAACCUGCAGCAAGCACCCGUGGUUGGAUGAGACUGAAAAACAACAUGGCUGCCCCAGGUUCACUUCCAGAGGAUGAGAGGAAAGAGGGAUUAAACAAUGCAGCUAAGUCCGUGUCCAUGGAGCGCAUUUCACCAGAAAUCAAAGUUCAGAUAGAAAGUGUUGAGGAGGUUGGAGCAUCCAGGAAGAAUUCACUCCGCAAAACGGACUCUUGGGAUAGUGGCUUGACAUACAGCGACCAGAGACUGGAUAGGGUUUCAGAACCCCAGAGCCCUGUUCCUGGAGUCGGUGGAGGAGAAGGAUCAGCCCGGGAUUUUUACCCCAGUAGCGAGAGCUCAUUCCAGGCUGCACUGCAGGAGGCAAGGCUGGAGCUGCGGACAGAGAUCCAAGCCCUGAAUGGAAGGAUGGCAGCUUUAGAAGAACGGCUUGGACAAAUUCUCAGGCUGCUUUUAGAGAGUUCAAAGCCCACAUCUAGUGAAGAUCCAACCCCAAAAAUGCACAGACCCAAACUCAAAGCACAGAGCAGCAUCCCAGUGUCCACACUCAGUACUCCAGACUCUGAAAAGGACGAGGGUUUGCCAUAGGAAAAAAGACUUUGCAUUCAGUAAGCAUUUGAGAUGAAGCAUUUGUAGCAUCACUGGGGUUUUGGUGCAUCCAAAUUUGGCACCUGUACCUGCAGCUUACACAGGAACGCCCAAAAAAGGGGCUUGGGUUGGUUUCUAGCUUCUGAUUACUGAGGAUAAGGCUGACACCUGAACAUCUGCAUGAGAACAGGAGUUGGUUUCUAGAUCUAAAUAACUGCCAGGAACUCUAACCCAAUCAGAGUACAGUGGCAUGUACUGAUGAAUACAAAAAUAAGAGGAUUUUUAGUUCAGUGCUUUAAUGUUCAAUCAGCACUUAUUUUGCACACUGAUAAUGGAACUAUUCCACCCCCACCCCCCCUUUUUCAUAUAAAAAUGCAUGUCCAGCUGGGUUCUGGCUUGCCAAAAAUGUACAACCCUGAUGAUGUCUAUAAAAUUGAAAUGAUAUUUAAAUGCUUGUAUAUUAUUGCAGUUGACUGCAUGCAAAUGUAUUUAUUCUAACAGAAUGCUUAUUUUCAAUGUUUAAAUGAAAGAGACUGUUGAUUGUCUUUAUCACCAUAAUUUACAUUCAGGUUUUUAACAGAACGUAGCAUGACAGAUCACGGAGGACGAAUGUGUCCUGUUUGAAACAUUUACGUAUGCAUGAAUGACUUUAACAGCACUCAAGAACUUUGCCUUAAAGGACCUAGACAUCACUCUUGAAAUAAAGCUGAAGAAGAAAAACCAGCACUGGUUAUUGUAGGACAGGUCUGUUUAUUUAUUUAUUUUUUUGUCUACAUUUUAACUUACAUGUGUCAGGAUUUUGGAGGGUGUAGGAUUUUAUGCCCUUAAUUUGUGUUCCACUCAAUGUUAUUGGGUUCGUUUUAUUUUAUAUGGCACCAGUAACAGCUUUUUGGCCUGAAAUGCAGCUUCACCACUGUAUAUCUGUUGACUGUAUUAUAUGCAGCCUUAAUAAAAAAAAAAAAAAAGGUAAAUUAAAAAAAAGACAAUUGUAAGAGUAAACCACGUUUUGUUCUCAUAUGCAAGAUAACAUAGACUCUCAAAACAAAGACCCUUAUCUUAGGACUAGAAUGCACAUAACCGAAAAACAUUGCAGAUUGCAGACCCUACAAUGAAAAUGGAACCAAAUCUGAAAAAGGGCCUAAAAGCAUUGUAAUCUUUUAAAGGUAUUGCUAUAUUUAUUUCCUCUCUUUCUGAAGGUUCGCUUCAUGCUUCAUGUACAGUAUUAUUUAUGUACACUAUUUUGGGGUCAGUAAGAUUUUUUUUUUUAAAGAAAUCAAUACUUGUAUUCAAUACGGAAGCAUAAAAUUUAU
Messenger RNA from Cyprinus carpio (common carp), 6220 nucleotides. RefSeq names its product potassium voltage-gated channel subfamily H member 5. The record is from RefSeq and is a predicted model, not a curated record. The coding region runs from base 1863 to 4910 and encodes 1015 amino acids. Lineage: Eukaryota; Metazoa; Chordata; Actinopteri; Cypriniformes; Cyprinidae. Gene Ontology annotation, molecular function: voltage-gated potassium channel activity. Gene Ontology annotation, biological process: regulation of membrane potential; potassium ion transmembrane transport. The transcript is spliced from 15 exons. Gene Ontology annotation, cellular component: membrane.